Molecule: messenger RNA, 1330 nt
Organism: Paramecium octaurelia
Lineage: Eukaryota; Ciliophora; Oligohymenophorea; Peniculida; Parameciidae
Source: the annotation of a GenBank genome assembly
AUGCUAAUAAAAAUAUUGAGUAUCUAAAAUAAUAAGUUGCUGCUUCAGCCUGAGUAAAUUAAAUAGACAUUGUUACUCUUAAAUAAGUGUAUUACAAGAGAUCAAGUAUAAUUCACUUUAUAUAUCAAUGAUAGUUUACCUAUAUUUGAUUAUUAUAUUAAGGAAGGGUAUAACUUGUAAAAACCAACUCAAGAUGGCUAUGUUCAAAUUAAUGAGACAGAAACAGAUGCAAUUAUUGUAACAUGUAUUAAAAACUUGUCAUAAUUUUUUGAAUUGAUAAGAAAACAUCACUCUUUUAAUCAAAUAUAUAUUGAUACUAUAUUGGUUGGAAUGAUUUUAAACUCAAAUAUUCUAAGCUCUCUUAAUAAUAUAUUAAAAUAACAUUUUGAGACGACAACGACAGUAAAAUAUGUUUUAUAAUUUAUUUCUUGUUUAGCUAAUGCAAAUCCUUCGCUAACUGUAAAAAUUAUUGAUACCAAUGUACCUCAAAUCUUGAAUGAGAUUAUAAACAAAAAAAAUAUAAAAGAAUUAAAAUUUGGAAUGAUCAAGGAUAUCUUAAUGUUUUAUGCAAAUAUUUGUAGGUCAGAAAAGGGAUUUAAACGAUUUAGUGGUAAAGCAAUAAGUUUCAUAAAUGACCUAUUAACCUAUUAUUUAAUUGCUUAGGAAGGUAUAAAAUAGGUAUAAAUAAAUAAAUUAGGAUAAAUAAUUCAUAAUUUUAUUCAAUAAAAUAAUAACAUGGAAGAAAUAAUAAAUAAAAUUCUAAAAAAUAUAUUAAAGUAAUUAUAAAUCGUACUAAUGUACAAAUACCACAAUUUAAACAUUAAUUAAGAUUUAAGUCACUAAUUUUAAGAGAUUGUUAAGAAAAAGUUCGUCAUCUUCUAUUUUAAUACAAUAUUAUUUCCAGAGUAAAAUAUGAUUAAAUAAAGAAACUUGGGCUAAGAUGGGAUUAUUGAAGAAAUUGAGUAAAUUUUUAAAAUUCCGAGCUUUUACUAUAUUUCAUUAAGUGUAAGUAAGUUAUUUAUUUUAGGGUCUUAAAUUUACUAAUAUUAUAGAUAAAGUUAUAGAGUUAAUAUCUAAAUGGGAAGCAGAACUAGAUUGUCCUUUGGAAUAUGCCUCACUCUAAUAUUUAGAUGAAAAAUAGUUAUUAUAAUAGUAUUCACCUAAAAAUAGAGAUAUUGUCUCCCGCUUUUCACAAAUUUUUCACUAUUUGACUUGUAUAAAUGAAAAAAAUAUAAGAUCAACCCCUUAUGAAAAAAAAGAAAAAUGGUUGCAAAAAUGUUGCGUUCUUUUAGNAUAAAUCAUCUUAAACUUGUAACUCAUUUUAUAAUGA